Lutzomyia longipalpis is the source of this 2779-nucleotide messenger RNA. RefSeq lists its product as uncharacterized. Bases 192 to 2489 code for a protein of 765 amino acids. The transcript has a single exon. NCBI's taxonomy places the organism in Eukaryota, Metazoa, Arthropoda, Insecta, Diptera, Psychodidae. The record is from RefSeq and is a predicted model, not a curated record. Gene Ontology annotation, molecular function: zinc ion binding.
UCUGAUGACUCACUAAAACAUUCCACGACGGUUUUAUUUGGAAUUUCUGUGAUAAGACUCAUCCACAAGCGACGACAUUUUGCAAACCCACAAAAUAGAGAUAGCCCCUGUGAUUCCUCCCAUUUUGUGCCAAACUUCCGGGGAGGAUAAGUUGAAGUUUUUACUGUGAUUCGUGAUCACUGCCCUGUGGAAUGGCUGGAUCGUGCAUUGAGACAUCCAGUACACCGGAUUGGGUGGUUAAGCUGGAACGGAAGCGCGAGGAGGUGUUCAGAGGUAGGAAAUUGGGUCAUGAGAGUGGUGCUGGUGCCCCGUGCAAUGUCUGCGGAUCAGCCUGUCCGGGAUUGGAUUUGCACUUCUGGCGCAAAUUGUGCCGCAAUUGUCGCUGCCGGAAGGAUCAGCACGAAUGUCCGGAUGAUGAUUUGAGUGGGUGGGCACAGUUUGAAGUGCUGGGACAGCAGAGAUCCCAGCCGGCCGUCAUAAAGAUCAGCAAGACGGAUGAGAAACCCGUAAAGGUAGACUGGGUGCCACCAGAUGUAACCCCUGAUAUUGCCACGGACUACAUGAAUGAUCUCGGAACGCAAAAUGUUCCCGUGGAGGGCAGCGAGGCGGCUGCAAAGCGUCGCCAGCAGUUGGAAUAUCAAGUGCCCCCGCAUGAUUUGGAUCCCACAUUGUGCCAUAAUUUAACGGAAAAUGAAACAGCGCAGCUGCAGAAGUACGUGGAGAAAAUCAAGGAGAAUUGCGUGGGGCAGGGGAAUGUGGUGCGUGUAGCAGGAGGAAGUCCCCCACGCAUUAGCUACAUUGAGAAUGUCUUCCCGGAGAAGGUGAAUGAAACGAUCGUUAAGGAUAGAAUGCUGACGUACGUGUUGAAGUCGGAUGCAAUUAAAGGAGUCCUCCAGACACCAGCGGCAAUCCUCAAGGGGGACACAAUUGUCUCUGAAUGCCGUCCAAUGACCCCUGACUUCAUGGAGAGUCCCCUUUUGAGUGACAAAAAUCGCUACAAACUCAAACAGAUGAAACUCAAUUCGCAAGCACUGCAGAGUGGUGUCCUCAAUGGGGCAACGUACGACAAUCUCUUCCGGCAGUUGGAAGAGAAGAAGAUUGAUUGCAGCAAAGAUAAUCUCCUGGGACCCCUUGAGAACUUCCGCCGGGAAUAUCGGCAAAAUGAUCGCUUCAAGACAGAUGUGGAUAAUUUCGUUAAUAGCCUGGGGAGUGAAUUCUUGGAUUCCUAUCAACUGGAUGAGGAUACUGUUCGGCUAACUGAUAAGGAAGGCAAGGAGGUGGAUGAUUUCCAAUCUCCCCUGCCCAUUCGUCCGUUUGCACAGAUGAAACUGAGCAAGAUGGCACAGCAGGAGACCCCAGCGAGGAAGCUGAAAUUCGGCAAAUCCACAGAUAUUCCAAUCUACGCCCUGGCCAGUUAUGAUAAAAUCCUCCCGGGAAUAAUGGAGAAUCCCCUUGUUGAGUCUGCUGCUGCUGGAACAGAUCUAAUCGUCAAUACUGCUCCACUCUUCCCGGACUUCCAACCCGGUCAACUGAGACCAGCUACAGAGCAGAAACUCCUCAAUCUCGGCUUGAAUGCUGCCACAGUACGCAGUGGUGUGGUCAGUGGUCCACAGUACGAUGAUCUCUUCCGGGAAUUACGCAAGAAGAAAGUUCGUUUCGGCGAAGACACCAUUCUCGGCCCAAUGGAAGCCUUCAGAGAUGAAUAUUUGGACAAUGAAGCCUUCCGGGAUGAUGUGAACAACUUCACACUGGCCACGGCGAAUCAAAUGAUGGACAAUCCCAAUACAAAUCCCUUCCUUUUGGGCAUUAUUCCCUCCCAGAGUAGUGAUUCGGGUUUCGAGUCAAUCGCACUGACACCCAGCAAUUCUCAAGAAUCCCCCGGAGAGGAGACAGAUGUCCGGAUGUCAGUGAUGAAGUGCAAGCAGUGCUUCCUGGACAUCUAUGCUGGUGAUGUUGCCGUGAAGGCAGAAAGAGCUGGGAAAUCCGUUGCAUGGCACCCCAAAUGCUUUGUCUGCCACAAAUGUCAGGAACUCCUUGCGGAUCUCGUGUACUUCUUCCACGGUGGGAAUGUCUACUGUGCCCGUGAUUUGGCCAUCAUCCUCGACAUCCCACGCUGUUCAGCCUGCGAUGAGCUCAUCUUCAUGAAGGAGUACACCGUGGCUGAGGGUUCAACGUUCCACAUUAAGCACUUCUGCUGCUUUCAGUGCGAUAAACCCCUUGCGGGGCACAAAUACGUCCCAGACGACACCACGGGGCAGCCCCUCUGCCUGGCGUGCUUUGACGAAUUCCACGCUGAAAAGUGCUCAAGAUGCCACAAGUCCAUUGGACCAGCUGAACAGGGUGUCUCCUGGGGUAAAGUUCAUUGGCACGGCACCUGUUUCGCAUGCGCCGGAGUCUCAUGCGGAAAAUCCCUCAUUGGGCAGAGAUUCUGCGUGAAGAAUGACAUUCCCUUCUGUAGUCCAGCAUGUGUGAAAAGUAUUAACUUCUAGAACAAAUCUCUUCAUCUCCCACCCCCUCCCAUUCAUUCCAUUUAUUUGUAUUUAAUUAUGAUUUUGUGUGCUAAUGAAGCAAGAUUUUCCCAUCAUAUUAGAAAAGAUUCCUAUUUCGUGGCAUAUUUAGGCUGUAAAUUCAUUAGAAAGUAUAUAUUUAGUUAUAUAAGAAUUUUAGAAAUUUUACUAUAAAAUAAAAUAAAAUAUAUUUUUAGAAAAUGUGCUUUUGAGAAAGAUUUUUAAUGUAUUGAAAAAUAAAAUAUUUUUGCCAUUUUGUUUGGCGCAAAAAA